Molecule: messenger RNA, 1791 nt
Organism: Grammomys surdaster
Lineage: Eukaryota; Metazoa; Chordata; Mammalia; Rodentia; Muridae
Gene: Pnma2
Product: PNMA family member 2
Exons: 3
Coding region: 447-1541 (364 amino acids)
Source: RefSeq, a predicted model, not a curated record
UGGACGCGCAGCAGCCGCCCGACAGACCGUUCUCGGCGCCAGGGACAGCUUGACGUGGCUGAAGACAUAUACAUCCUACUGUAUAGAGAAGUCCUUGCCAUCUUGCUGUGUGACUCCCCAGAGUUGUGUGCUAGAGUGGAAGCCACCUCCCCACUGACUUGAGAGAGGCGAAGUGACAGAAACCAGGAGAUGGUGGGAAAAGCAGUUGUUCCAGGUGUCUCCCAGUGACAAGAGUCAGCACCACGCAGCUGGCCCUCAGAAACAGCAGCAAAUCCACUGCAGAGUAACAGCCCACCCUACCUACACAGUGGGACCCAUCAACCUUGCUGUGGGUCUGAAGACAGACAGGUAGUGUCUAGUGCUUGCUACUGGGUGAAGAGACAAGGCAUUUGGUCCACAAGGCUUUGAGCUGCUUGGAGACCAAGUGAAAAGCAUAUCCUGGGACAAUGGCAGUGGCCUUGCUGGAGGAGUGGUGCAAGAUUAUGGGUGUAGAUGUCCAGAAGUCACUGUUGGUGAUUGGCAUUCCCAUGGACUGUGGUGAGCCUGAGAUCCAGACAGUCCUCCAGGAGGCGCUGAAGUGUGUCAGCAGCUACCGGCUACUAGGCAAGAUAUUCCAGAAGCAAGACAACACCAGUGCUGUCUUACUAGAACUUAUGGAGGACACGGAUAUGUCUGUGGUCCCCAGUGAGGUGCAGGGAAAGGGGGGUGUCUGGAAAGUGAUCUUCAAGACCCCUAAUCAGGACACUGAGUUUCUCCAAAGACUGAACCUCUUUCUAGAAAAAGAAGGGCAGACGGUCGCAGGGAUGUUCCGAGCCCUCAAGCAUGAGGGAGUGUCUCCAGCUACCACACCCUGCACAUCCCCUGAGUUACUGGCCCACUUGGUGGGGCAGGCAAUGGUUCAUGCCCAGAGGCCUCUGUUGCCUGUGAGGUACUGUAAGCUGAGAGUAUUCUCUGGGAGCACAGUAGCUGCCCCAGAGGAGGAGCCCUUUGAGGUCUGGUUGGAACAGGCCACUGAGAUAGCCAAAGAGUGGCCCAUCCCUGAGGAAGAAAAGAAAAGGUGGGUGACGGAGAGCCUCCGUGGCCCUGCCCUGGACCUCAUGCACAUAGUACAGGCAGACAACCCUUCCAUCAGUGCGGAAGGAUGUCUGGAGGCCUUCAAACAGGUGUUUGGGAGCAUGGAGAGUCGUAGAACUUCACAGGUAAAAUAUCUGAAAACUUAUCAGCAAGAAGGAGAGAAAAUCUCAGCCUAUGUGCUCCGGUUGGAAACUCUGCUCCGGAGAGCUGUGGAAAAAAGGGCCAUCCCCCGGAACAUUGCUGACCAGGUACGCCUGGAGCAGGUCAUGGCUGGAGCCAACCUUAGCAAUGUUCUGUGGUGCAGGCUACGGGAACUGAAGGAUCAUGGCCCGCUACCCACCUUUCUGCAGCUGAUGAAGGUGAUACGUGAGGAAGAAGAAGAAGAGGCCUACUUUGAACAUGAGAGCAGGGAGGAGCCUGGCGAAAGGGAGGGCUCUGGCCGUUGGGACAGUUCGAGGAACAGCUGAGAGACAUCCCCACUCCGUCCUGAUCUGGUGGGCAUAGGGAUAACACUUGACAAGGCUAAUCCCAUUUCAGUGGACUCUUCUUAAAGUGCCAAACUGAAGUCAAACAUUAGGACCGAAGGUUUUCUUGUUUAUCUUUUUUUCUUUUGUUUUGUUUUGAUAGGGUCUCACCUUAUAGCUCAGGCUAGCCUUCAGCUGGCAGUCCUCCUGCCUUAGCCUCCCAAGUUCGGAGUUCUGAGAUUAGAGGAAUAUA